CUGUAUUAAAAAUAACAGGCUGCAUGGACCUUGUCCGUUCGCUUUCAUUGACAAAGGAGAACUACAAAAAAAAACACAUUAGAUAAAAACAAUAUGGCGGAGGCGGUGCUACAUGUCAAAUUUUAGUCAAAUAAAAAAAUCUUUGAUUUGAAAACAAUAAUAUUCAAUCAUCAUCAUGUCGUCUUUAGAACCAUCACAAAAUAAAACAUGGGAGCUUUCAUUGUACGAAUUACAUCGAACGCCUCAAGAAGUAAUCACAGACGCAACAGAAAUUGCGGUGUCUCCUCGAAGUCUUCAUAGUGAAUUGAUGUGUCCCAUCUGUUUGGACAUGCUAAAGAAGACUAUGACCACAAAGGAAUGCCUCCACAGGUUCUGUUCCGACUGCAUAGUCACCGCUUUACGUUCUGGGAACAAAGAGUGUCCAACAUGCAGAAAGAAACUGGUGUCCAAGCGCUCAUUGCGCCCGGACCCAAACUUUGACUUGUUGAUAUCGAAAAUAUACCCAAGCAGAGAUGAAUACGAAGCUCAUCAAGAAAGGGUAUUGGCAAAACUUAGCAUGUCUCAUUCUCAAGCGUCGCUGGUGAAUAGUAUUACGGAAGGAAUCAAAAUGCAAUCACAAAACAGACCACAAAGAUCGCGGAAAAAUCACGAUGACAACAGUAAUCCCUCAAAUUCCAAUGGGAACUCCGAAAGUACUCCAAACAACAAUGGCAGCAGCACGUCUGCCCCUAAAGAUGGGACUUCGACAACGGGAAACCCUACACCACCUGGCCAAUCUACUUCAAAUCCAGCAUCUGUGCGAAGUACACCUUCACCAGUGCUUUCAAGUGUCAGUUCUGUGUCAAAAAACACAAGUACCACUAAAAGAGCAAAGUCUAUUCUGACAUCAGAAAGAAGUGAAGAGAGUGAAUCUAGUGAUGGAAGAACUGAAGGUGAAAAUUCAAUGGACACAGAAAGUGAAAGCGAGCCACUGAACCCUAAUGAGAUAGAGCUGGUCUUCAAGCCACAUCCCACAGAGAUGACUGGUGAUAACCAGCUCAUGAGAGCACUAGGCGACAGCUCUAUCAGAUAUUUGAAAACUGUUGCCAAUGCUUCAGUGGAUCACUUGAGUAAAUACUUGGCAAUGCGUCUCACACUAGACCUAGACGCUGAAUUACCAGAAGCAUAUCGGCUGCUGAAUUUUUGCAUCUAUGUUGCACCUUCACCUGGACAGUUUGUGCCAUUAGCUGGCUCACAAACACUCAGACAAAUUAAUGAUAAGUUUUGGAAGGUGAAUAAGCCAUUGGAAAUGUACUACUCUUGGAAGAAAACCUAGAAGUAAAUACAUUUUAGUUAUGAUGAAUCAUAGCUAAAAGGGACAAAAGUGAUAAGUUAUAAGGAAUUAUUAUAUGAUUUAAGUUUUAACAUUGAAUGAGAUAAGGACUCUUUCAUUUUAUUUAAAUGUGAUAUAAUAAUGGAAUUUAAUGGAAUUUUCGAUGAAUUAGAGAAUAGAAUUACAGCUGCUUUGUAUAAAUGAAAAUUGCAUUUGAUGUAAAAUGUCUUCAACAGUACUUUAGCAUCCCCAAAAUGGCUACACUAAGGACUGAAGGUUUUAAUAUAAAAAAGAAAUAUUAGGAGUAUGGUUUACAAAUGGAUUUAACUCUCUCUGACAAAAAGUUUAGCUGUACUGUAAAAAGUUCUGUUAUCAAAUCUCCAUGAGAUUAAUCUGUAUUAUUAUUAAUGAAAAUUUUAUUUUAUUGUAAUUUAUUUUAAUGUACUUAUAACAAGAACACUGAAGACCUUUAUAUUACCUAAACAAUUAUUAUAAUUUUUAUCAACAAUAAAGGAUGUAAUGAAUUAUAUUAGGCAGUUAUUUUAAUAUUUAAUAAAAGAAAUUUUAAUUCUUAUUGUUUGUAUUUCAAAACAUUUCAAUAACAAAAAUAAAAAUGUAUUUAUUCUCACACUUUUUGGUUGGUGGUCUGUUUUGCACCUCUAAUCGUGUAUUUUCAAUCCCUGUUUCAAAACAGUCUCUCUUUUUUUUAAUUUAUUUAGAUUAAAGAGGUACAAAACCCUAUGUACCGUGGAAUGUUGUUGCUGUUUUCCAAAAAAAGCAUACUAAGCCUAAAUCAAAUAAAUAAUGAAAGCUUUUUAAAGUGCAACACCAUUCAAAUUGGCGCCAAGUUUAAAUGCCAUAAAAUUUAAGGCACUUUCAUAGCAACUCUUGAUAAAUCUUCGAAAAAUAGGUGCACAUUCAUUUCGGUAUAAACUGCCUUCUAAAUGCGUUAUAUUCUCUUCUAAGCGCUUUAGUAGCUUCUGAUUUUAAAACAUUGAGUAAUUCUACAAUCUCAUCUUGAUUCUCCGAAUCCCUGACGACAGUCAAUUUUUCCAUUGUCGCAAAAUCUAAUUCUUCUAUCCUUUCUGCUUCAUCUAUCAAGCGAUCGAUAUCUCUAAGGUAACUGCGAUAAGAUAUAUUCUCAGUGCUGCCUCUAUAGUUCAACAGCCUCUCAACAUGCUCCCAAAAGUCCAGCACUCUUCUUCCGUCCUUCAUUUUAGAUGUAAACAUAAAGUUUCUAAAGAACUUUCUUCCUUUCUCGUCGUUGAGUACAUUUUCAAUUUUAUCCGUAAAACGGUCUAAAUCUGCUUUGGUCACUCCUUCAAAAUCAUCACAUCCGCAAGCGAUGAAGCAAUUUUCCAUUUUAUGUUCCCGACUUCACUACUCCCAUUUUAUCGACGGACUGAGCUUUUAAUUUUAUGAGAGGCACAAAUAAGUUUCAUUAUCAAAUAAGUGUCACUGAUUAA
This is a messenger RNA of Chilo suppressalis (striped riceborer), 2778 nucleotides long. The record is from the annotation of a GenBank genome assembly. Lineage: Eukaryota; Metazoa; Arthropoda; Insecta; Lepidoptera; Crambidae.